AUGGCGGAUACCUCGGCUCAACCCACGAAGAGAAAGCGCGAACUGGAUGUGGAGGAGGGGGAAGCUCCUAGCACAGAAGAAAAGGAAGCUUCUGUUGGAAAUGGUACCUCUGCGCCUGUCCGCUUACCCUUCUCCGGUUUUAGAGUGCAAAAAGUGCUGAGGGAGUCUGCGCGGGACAAAAUCAUUUUCCUACAUGGGAAGGUGAAUGAGGCCUCUGGGGAUGGGGACGGAGAAGAUGCUGUUGUGAUCUUGGAGAAGACACCAUUUAAGGUGGAACAGGUGGCCCAACUCCUGACUGGCAGCCCUGAGCUCCAGUUGCAGUUCUCCAAUGAUAUCUACAGCACCUAUCACCUGUUCCCUCCAAGGCAACUGAGUGAUGUGAAGACCACUGUGGUUUACCCUGCCACAGAGAAACACCUGCAGAAGUACUUGCGCCAGGACCUCCGGCUAAUCAGAGAGACAGGAGAUGAUUACAAGAACAUAACUUUGCCCCACCUGGAGUCCCAGAGCCUCAGUAUCCAGUGGGUAUAUAACGUUCUGGAGAAGAAGGCUGAAGCUGACCGGAUUGUUUUUGAGAACCCAGACCCCUCCAAUGGCUUUGUCCUCAUCCCUGACCUCAAGUGGAACCAACAACAGCUUGAUGACCUGUACCUGAUUGCCAUCUGCCACCGCCGGGGCAUCAAGUCGCUGCGGGACCUCACUUCAGAGCACCUGCCACUGCUCAGGAACAUCCUCCGGGAGGGGCAGGAAGCAAUCCUGCAGCGCUACCAGGUGAAGGGGGAUCGCCUCCGGGUAUACCUGCACUAUCUGCCUUCCUACUACCACCUGCAUGUACACUUCACAGCCCUGGGCUUUGAGGCUCCUGGCUCUGGAGUGGAGCGGGCGCACCUCUUGGCAGAUGUGAUUGAAAACCUGGAAUGCAACCCAAAGCAUUAUCAGCAGCGUACUCUCACCUUUGCCCUCAGGACUGAUGACCCCCUGUUCCAGCUCUUACAGGAAGCCCAGAAAAGCUGA
Messenger RNA from Orycteropus afer afer, 1014 nucleotides. RefSeq names its product decapping enzyme, scavenger (gene DCPS). The transcript has 6 exons. Gene Ontology annotation, biological process: deadenylation-dependent decapping of nuclear-transcribed mRNA. NCBI's taxonomy places the organism in Eukaryota, Metazoa, Chordata, Mammalia, Tubulidentata, Orycteropodidae. Gene Ontology annotation, cellular component: nucleus; P-body. Gene Ontology annotation, molecular function: RNA 7-methylguanosine cap binding; hydrolase activity. Bases 1 to 1014 code for a protein of 337 amino acids. The record is from RefSeq and is a predicted model, not a curated record.